AUGUUGUUCUAAAGCCCCCCGCAUUUCACAUUUCCUGGCAGAGUUGGGUUGAGUGCGUUCGUGUUUCGGUGAUUGCAGUGAAAAAGUCCCCAAAAAAGGCGUAAAAGAUGGCUCCUCCACAGUAUGCGGAUUUGGGCAAGCAGGCUCGCGAUAUAUUCAACAAAGGCUACCACUUUGGUCUGUGGAAGCUGGACGUGAAGACGAAGACCAACUCCGGCGUGGAGUUCUCCACGAGUGGCAACUCGAAUCAGGACUCUGGCAAGGUGUUCGCCUCGCUGGAGACCAAGUACAAGCUGAAGGAGUAUGGAUUGACGUUCACGGAGAACUGGAACACGGACAACACGCUGCUCACGGAGGUGACGCUGCAGGACAAGCUGCUGGAGGGGCUGAAGCUUACGCUGGACUGCUCCUUCGCUCCUCAGUCGGGCAACAAGACGGCGCGCGUGAAGGCGGCGUACUGCCACGACUAUGUGCACUUGAACUCGGACGUGAAUGUGGACUUGGCGGGUCCGCUGGUGAACGCGGCGGCCGUGUUUGGGUACCAGGGAUGGCUGGCCGGCUACCAGACCAGCUUUGACACGCAGAAGAGCCGCGUGACUGCCAACAACUUCGCUCUGGCGUACUCCACCGGGGACUUUGUCAUCCACACGAACGUCAAUGACGGCCAGGAGUUCGGCGGCACUGUGUACCAGAAGGUGAACGAUCGCCUGGACGCCGCCGUGCAGCUGUCCUGGAGCUCUGGAUCCAAUGCCACGAAGUUCGGCAUUGGCGCCAAGUACAAUCUGGACAAGGAUGCCGCCGUGAGGGCGAAGGUGAACAACUCCAGCCAGAUUGGUCUGGGAUACCAACAGAAGUUGCGCGAUGGCAUCACACUCACGCUUUCCACCCUCAUUGAUGGUAAGAAUUUCAAUGCUGGUGGCCACAAAGUUGGCGUCGCCCUCGAAUUGGAGGCCUAAAGCGCGCAGGAGCCAGAGACAGAAGAAAGGGCAAAGGAAAAUGUGGAGAUAAGAGAGAUCCAUUCGAGAGGAUGAUGAAGUUGUCUUAUAAGGAAAAACUAUUAAAAAAAAACGGUAGAGAAGUGAAUUCAAGUUUCAGCUUAAAAGAAGAAAAAAUAUGAGCAAAAAAUCAGUCAUACAAUAAAAUUUUAGUUGACAGAGAAAAAACUCAAAUUGAUGGAACAGAGAAAUUCGAUGUAGUUUGAUGGAAAACACAGUAUGCAGAAGCGAAAAAAUAUACUUCACCAAGAAGAAUCCUGACUUUGCAACGGAGAAGCUUUUCACACACACACACACACACACAAGAUCGAGAAUGCGCAAAACACGAACUUGUACUUUUUAUUUUUGAGACACUGAUUUCCCUCAUGCUUAACUUUUUUCCUUCAUUGAAUGAAAAACCAUAGAAGAUUAUGGAUUGAUGAAAAGCGUGUUGGAGAGAGAUUGUGUGGAGGAGGAUUUUAAGAAAGUGUUUUCCUCAUUCAAUGGAAAGUGUUAUUAGACAUGUUGCAAAAGCUAUUUCAAGAAAGAUUUAAACAAUUUGAGAAAAAUCAUGAAAUUUAGAUGGAAGAGAAAUAAAAAUGAUAAACAUUUA
Molecule: messenger RNA, 1587 nt
Organism: Phlebotomus argentipes
Lineage: Eukaryota; Metazoa; Arthropoda; Insecta; Diptera; Psychodidae
Product: voltage-dependent anion-selective channel-like
Exons: 4
Coding region: 108-956 (282 amino acids)
Biological process (GO): monoatomic anion transmembrane transport
Cellular component (GO): mitochondrial outer membrane
Molecular function (GO): voltage-gated monoatomic anion channel activity
Source: RefSeq, a predicted model, not a curated record